Messenger RNA from Anisakis simplex (herring worm), 267 nucleotides. The record is from the annotation of a GenBank genome assembly. Lineage: Eukaryota; Metazoa; Nematoda; Chromadorea; Rhabditida; Anisakidae.
AUGGAUUGUUGGGAUGUAUUGGGGUUGUUGUUGGAUGAUAAGGAUAUUGAUGGUUGUUGUUGCUGGGAUAAUAACGAGUUGGAAGACAUCGAACUGUUAUUGUUGAGGGUGUUUGAUAGAGAUGAGGUAGAGAUUGGAGGAAGAGGGUUGGGAAUUGUGGUUAGUAAGUUUUGUGAGGUGGACGGGAGUGAUAGUACUUGUUGCGCAUGUUGCUGUGCUUGUAAAAGGGCUGCUGAUUGCGACGAUAACAACGAAGAUGUCGACUGA